Molecule: messenger RNA, 957 nt
Organism: Penicillium waksmanii
Lineage: Eukaryota; Fungi; Ascomycota; Eurotiomycetes; Eurotiales; Aspergillaceae
Product: S-adenosylmethionine-dependent methyltransferase
Exons: 3
Coding region: 1-957 (318 amino acids)
Source: RefSeq, a predicted model, not a curated record
AUGAAUAGCCGCCUCAAGGAGCUGCUCGCCAAUGGCGAGGAGGUGACCGACGCAGAGGAAGCCAAGAUAUCCCCCCCCGGUAACCUGGGUUUUCUCGAGCCACGCGCACCCACUGUUGACGUGACAAUCCGUGGCGCUGAAUAUACGGUUCAUCAGUCGCCAACUCUGCUAUCCUCCUCCCGCGCCGGAGGUACAACAGGAGCUGUCCUUUGGAAAAUCACCCCUUUCUUCGCCGACUGGAUUUCCUCCGCUUCCAACCCUCUCUGGACCCAUUCCUUCCUCUCCUCGGACUCCGUCGUCGCAGAGCUCGGCUGCGGCAUCUCGGCCCUCGUCGCCUUGGCCCUGGCUCCCUCCGUGAAUCACUACCUUGCCACAGACCAAGAGUAUGUCCGCCGGUUAUUUCGUACCAAUUUGGAAGAAAAUGCCUCCGUGAAUAGCACCACCUUAUCUACAAAGCAAAAAGCCACCAAGUCACGCGGCGCUAAGCCCGCCAAGAAGCAGUCUUCCUCUGCCAACAAUGAACCCCGCAAUGUGACCUUCACCACUCUGGACUGGGAGCUCGAUCAACCCGAAUUGCUAAAGGGAUGUAUUGGCACCGAUUCCGGUGGUCAUGAAGCAGAAACUGAUACUGAAGAGGACAAUGGCUUCGACUUGAUCCUGUCAUGCGAUUGUAUCUAUAACGACGCCCUCGUCACGCCGUUCGUGCGCACCUGUGCAGAGAUCUGCCGGUUACGGCCUGCCUAUGAACCCUCUGACGAGAGUGAAUCCCCAUCACCAUCCACUCGUCAGCCGACUAUCUGUAUUGUGGCACAGCAACAGCGCGCACCGGACGUCUUUGAAGCCUGGUUACGGGAAACACUACGAGAGUUCCGCGUGUGGAGGCUGAGUGAUGACGUUCUUGUCGAAGGCCUGAAAAAUGGAUCUGGGUAUCUUGUGCAUCUCUUAUUGGCACGAUAG